Molecule: messenger RNA, 1422 nt
Organism: Durusdinium trenchii
Lineage: Eukaryota; Dinophyceae; Suessiales; Symbiodiniaceae
Source: the annotation of a GenBank genome assembly
AUGGUGGUGCUCUUGUCUCUGCUUUGGGUCCCGCUCCACGUGUGGCUCACGUCGAAUGACUUGGUGGACUUGCAGCGGUGGAUCCAGAUGCGGAUGGAAGGGAAUGCCGUAGAUCCUCUGAAAGAAGCCAGGGUCGAGGAGGAGAUGACCCAGCAUCGCAAGAGGAACUUCAAAUUAUUUGGCUGUUGCUUUUCUCACAUGAAUCUUGUGCUUGGCAUAAUCUAUGCAGGUUGGGCAACCCCAGGGAUAGACUCUGCUACACAGACUGCUGGUUGCUUUGUGGGCUACGUGCUCUUCACAUCAGUAGCACAGGAUUAUGUGGAGCUGACUCCGCGAAGGCUGAAGCUCAUCACCUAUUUUUGCCAUAUGGUGGCACUCGCAAGCAUUGUCGCAUCGGCUUGGUCAGACACCAGCCUGCGAUCGACCAUGCAAGGCUUUCACUCCGCAUUGCGUUUCUGCCUGGUCUUGGCACACUUGGACCCCAAGAUCACCAUCCCGUUCCAAGUGCUUUACACCCUGGUCGAGGUGUUUCUACAUGUUUGGGUGAUUGAGGGCGACAUCUUAGUACAGCUCACAUCCUUUGCUUCAGGGCAACUCUUUAUCUUAGUCGAAACCAUUGCAUCCUCCAUUUUCAUCGAUCUGGGCCUUCGGGGGCGUUUCUACGCACAGUUGGACACCGCCGAUGCAGAGUCCUUGCUUUCCAGUUUCAGACGCGUCUUGAGAGGUGUCUGUGAUGGAGACGUGCUCUUGGACAGCGAGAUGAAUGUGGCCCAAGACAGCCAAUGCUUGAGACACCUGAUUCUCUCCGACGUGAGCCUCAAAGGCAAGUCCUUUGAACAGCUCUUGAUCGACGAUGCGCAGCGCUUGCGCUUUCGGGAGUUCAUUGAGGCCUCCAACGAUGCUUGGGGACGUGCGUGUAAACAAACGCGCGAGAGAAAGGAACCGCACCGGAGCAGAAGCCUUUUGGUUUUUCACGUCGUGGAUGGCCCCACCCAAAAGCGAGAAAAUGAUGGAAAAUGGUCAUACGCCCCGCGACCAAGUGAAACCCAAUUCGUAGAAUUAAGAGUGAUGAAGUUUUCUGAAGUAGCUUCUUCCUGGAGUUACCUGACCAGCAAAUCAAAGGAGGCCUAUCAGGCACCCGACGCGAAACCAAUUGCACCUCCGCUGUGCUUGCGGGUGUCUUGUCGUGGAUCUGCAGGCAUACGGGUGGGCACGGAUAUUUACCAUGUGCCCGUUCCAGGCGGGGGUAAAGCGAAAAGAACAUGCAACCACUGUUGGCUUCAAGCUCCGCGAGCUCAGACGAGACCUCUUCGUUCCGAAACAUCAGGAUUCAACCCUAAACCAGGCCUCGGCCGUUUCGUGAAGCGCGGGGGAAUGUGGAGGGGCCGAAGCGAUGUGCCCGGGGUUCUUUUUUCCGGUUAA